This is a messenger RNA of Neoarius graeffei (lesser salmon catfish), 2132 nucleotides long. It is a transcript of the gene prcc, whose product is annotated as proline rich mitotic checkpoint control factor. The transcript has 7 exons. Gene Ontology annotation, cellular component: nucleus. The record is from RefSeq and is a predicted model, not a curated record. Lineage: Eukaryota; Metazoa; Chordata; Actinopteri; Siluriformes; Ariidae. The coding region runs from base 336 to 1475 and encodes 379 amino acids.
CAAAGCUGCUCGUUAACAGAAGAAGAAGAACGGGAUUUGUUUAUAGACACAUAUUAGCUGUUAGCUAGCUUAAGCCUUUUUAAAAUUUAUAUAUAAAUAAAUAAUAGGAAUUUGUUGAAAUAAUAAUAAUAAUAAAGGGUUUGGGUUAUUGUCGGUGAGGCGGAAUGAUGAAGCGGCAGAGUGUGCGGGUUACAGAGCAGAGAUCUGCAGCGAUAGCCGGAUAGAGAGAGAGAGAGAGAGCGCGCGGGGGUUAGCGGGUCAUUAAGAGCGGUUUGAUCAGUAAAGCACUGAUUAGUGGGCGGGGCGGGGCGGGGUUUAUAUGAACCGGGCCGAACAUGUCUUUAGUGGCCUACGACAGCAGCGACGACAGCGAGCGCGAUGAUCCGAGUCCGGAGACCCGCAGCUCGGGGAAACCCGGCGGCUUGUUCGCGUCUCUGCCGGCGCCCAGGCGCUCCGAGCCCGCGGGGGGGAACCUGAAGUCCGGCCCGGAGCUGCCCCGAGCCAAGAAGCGCUCAGAACCGGUCCGGAUCAGCGCUCCGGAGAUCCGAGCGGACAGCUCAGAUGAAGAUGAUGAACCUGUGAGAAAGAAAGUGGGAUCACAGGGUGGUGGUCUGUCGUCUCUCCUCCCCCAACCCAAACACCUGAGUGUGAAGGAAACGCAGCGCCCCCUGUUGCCCCACACCCUCACUAAACGCCCCGCCCCUGCUGCUCACGCCAAAGGGACCAAGCCGGCAUCUCAGGGCGUGUCUGGGACGAGUCCGUCUCCCUCGGCCAUUAAAGCAGCGGCCAAGUCGGCGUCGCUGCAGUUCGCUCGGCAGAUCGCGGCAGACGAAGAGGGCAGUGACGACGAGCUCGCCCCCGAGAACUACUUCUCCCUGUCAGAAAGCUCGUCAGAACCGGCAGUCGGAGCGUCAUAUCCUGACCUUCAGCCGUACGCUCCUGCUCUACAGCCUCCUCCCAGCGCCGAGGACGCGCCGCUUGACUUCGGCUGCAGCGCAGAGUCCCAGCCGAGGCCAGCGUGGGGCGCUCACGAGUACCACACCGCCGAGUAUCAACCGCAAGACCACAAACCCAGCGCUCAGGAUUAUUACAGUGAGAGUUUCUAUCAGGAGCAAAACUCCGGCUUCACCGAGCAGGACGAAGCCGAAUCUUCCACGCUGUUCAACGAUGAAGCAUUCCGCAGACUGCAGGGCAAACAGAACCGAGGGAAAGAGGAGAUAAAGUUCUUGGAGAUUAAAGGUGACGAUCAGCUCAGCGGCCAUCAGCAGUGGAUGAUGAAGAACAUGACGAUGGAGACGGAGCCGCGCAGGUCCUUCAGCAAGAAAAAAGGGGAUCAGCCGACAGGACAACAGAGACGCAAACACCAGAUCACAUAUCUGAUUCAUCAAGCGAAGGAGCGAGAGUUGGAGCUGAAGAACAGCUGGUCUGACAAUAAACUCACUCGCAGGCAAACUCAGGCCAAAUAUGGCUUCUAGAAGAUCCGCAACUGUGUCUCUCUCUCUCUCUCUCUCUCUCUCUCUCUCUCUCUCUCUCUCUCUCUCUCUGAGUGUGAGUGUGUUAUUUGUGUUGGGUUGAGAUGGACGUGUUGGUCUGAGUCAUUUCGGCGCUGAUUGAGAGAAAGCUCCAUCACUUUAUGUAACAUGAGAUGAAAUCUGAAACAUCCAGGUGUGCGUGCGUGCAGACACAUGUUCAUUUACCUAAAGGCUCAAAUGUACCAGAAGUUGACCCCACCCACUCACUCCUGUUAUUCUGACCCACAUCUCUCUCACACACACACACACGGGAAGUGUCUGGCCUCCGGCUUAGCACCAAACCUGUGUGUGUGUGUGCACACUUCUAAUGUACAAACCCCGCCUCCAGACUUUAGGCCACGCCCCUAUGGUGUUGGUUUGCAGUGAUGCCACAUCUGAACUGGUGGCUUUACACUUCACUUCAUUAGAACAGUUUAGUUUUAGGCUGAAACACUCCCUCAUAUUAAAUAAUCAGCUCCUGUUUGAGCUCCUCGGCAACAGAUCUGUGGAGUGUGUGUGUGUGUGUGUGUGUGUGUGUGUAGUAAGUCAGUAAUACUCUGUAUAGCAGUUUGUUUUUAACGUGAAGAAACUCACAAUACAAUAAAGAGAUAAAGUGUGAAA